This is a messenger RNA of Sitophilus oryzae (rice weevil), 1374 nucleotides long. Its product is annotated as ATP-dependent DNA helicase PIF1-like. NCBI's taxonomy places the organism in Eukaryota, Metazoa, Arthropoda, Insecta, Coleoptera, Curculionidae. The record is from RefSeq and is a predicted model, not a curated record. Gene Ontology annotation, molecular function: DNA helicase activity. Bases 1 to 1374 code for a protein of 457 amino acids. The transcript has 3 exons. Gene Ontology annotation, biological process: DNA repair; telomere maintenance.
AUGGAUGAAAUUUCAAUGGUAUCUUAUCAAAUGCUGUGUAUGAUUGACGCACGAUUAAGACAACUUAAAAAUCAUGAAGACGAGUUCUUUGGAGGCAUAAACGUUUUACUUUUUGGAGAUCUGUUACAACUGCCUCCAAUCAAACGCUCCGGAGCUCCUGUUUUCAAACAGCCCGAUCAUCUCCAACCAGCCACACAUCUAUGGCGUUUGUUCACGCUCUGUGAGCUGACGGAGAAUAUGCGUCAGCAAGGGGACCAUACUUUUAUUGAAAUACUAAAUGCUUUGAGAAUAGGUGAGCUAACCGCUAACCAUUUUAGUAUUUUGAUGCAAAGAGUUAUUCAAAACCCAAGUGAUGAGUUUGCAACAGACAAAGCGUUAAGGGUAUACACUACUAAUCAGCAAGUAAACAAUCACAACGCUGCUGUUUUAAAUCUGUUCCGGAAUAAGGGAUCUCGAAUUUAUACCAUUAAAGCACAGGACCAAUUAAUUGACGCCACACGAAAUACAGAUACUUUAAAUUUAGCAAAUAUAAUACCAACAGAUAUAAAUAAGACUGGAGGCUUACCAUCAGUACUUGAAAUAUUUGUAGGAGCAAAAGUAAUGUUGCGGUCCAACAUUGACGUUACAAAAGGAUUGGUAAAUGGUGCUACAGGCCACAUUACAGAAAUUGUUUGGCCUCAGUUCCGUCGAACCCAAAUGUACGAAACAGAUGUACCAUCAGUUUGGAUUGACUUUGGCAGAGACGGCAUACAGGUUAUACACCCGAAAGCCAUUCAGUUUCCAGCAAAAUUCAAUUAUGGUACGGCUGAAAGAAGGAUGUUACCCUUAAUUUUGUCAUGGGCAUCCACCGUCCAUAAAAUGCAGGGCAGCACAGUCGACCUUGCAGUAAUGUAUUUGGGCUCAAAAUUGUUUGAGGAAGGGCAAGCAUACGUGGCUCUAAGUCGAGUCAAGUCUCUGGAAGGGCUAUGUAUUGAGAAAUUAGAUUGUAAUAAAUUAUCAGAGGUCGAUUUAAAACCCCAUUACACGCUGUUUGCAGAUGAUACCACCAUUAGCUCGGUGUAUAUGGAUUUGGAGAUGGUGCAGAAUGCAUCCAGCAGAGCCUGUGAAAAAGCGGAGGGUGUAUACUUGGACAGGGGUUUGCUCUGGAGAGCACAAGUUGAUGAGUUGUGCAAUAAAUUAUCCACUAACAUCUUUGUUCUAAGGAAUUUGAGACACUGUGUUUCUGGUUAUAUUUUGAGACAAGCAUACUUUGCUCUAUUCCAUGCACAUAUGAAGUACGCCCUGAUUGUUUGGGGUCAUAGCAGUGGAGCCAAUAGAGUCUUUGGACUACAAAGAAAGGCAGGUCGAAUAAUCUUAGAUACACCAUAUCAUUAG